UAUUUCUCUCCAUCUAUGCUCUCCAACUUCUCUCUCUCUCUUUCUGUAAAGGCUGCUCUUCUGUGGUCAGGAAGUAAAUGCGCCUCUGUAAUGUUUCAGCAAAAGUCAUUGCAAAGCACAUCCGCUGUGCCACGCCAAAAGAGAGAGAAGUAAACAGGGUUUAUAAAACAACCUCUUCCUUAAAAUAUAUUAACUGGAUAGUGUUUGGUAUGCAGAAGUGAAUGGGCAGCACCGGAAGCUAACCAACCACAGGAGUCAACCAUGACAGCAUCACUUUGACCUAAUUCCAAGAUGGAUGCCCUGGCCAGCACAGAGGAACGAGACUAAACUAAGUUGAGCCAUAUCUCUGCUUAGGACUGAGUGAAGAGAGAGGUUAUGGAGGGGUCUAGGGUGUGCUCUCCUCUCCCAGACCUCAGGGAGCAAGACAGCCAGACAUGGCCCAAUAUGGAUCUCCCACUACAGAGCAGGCCACUGGAGGAGGCUAUUGGGUGGAGAGAGAUGGAGGAGCAAGUGAACCAGAUGGACAGGGAGGAAGAGGAUAACUCUCAUCAGACUGGAAGGACUGAGGAGCCAGAGGAGCACUGGGAUUCCAUGACUUUACCUGUGUACCCCAUGAUCCAUCCCAGUGUCCCUCUGUCCUUUGCCACGGUGCAGUGGGACAUAACCAACCCCUCCCCUGACAUUCUCUACCCCAUGACUGACAACAGCUCGGCCGAUGAGCUGGACUCCAGUGGAGCGGCCAGUCUGGACUGGACUGUGAGUCCCCUGUCCCAGCAGCAGCAGCAACAUCAAGCCUGUGUGACAGGAAUCAACAUAGAGCUGUCUGUCCAGGAGAAGACACAUAAUCACAACGGACCGGAGCAACAGCUGCCUUUGGACACAGACCAGGGUGAAAGCUCCCCUCGGGCAUGUGAUACACCAAGGCCAUAUGUGGAGGAGCAUGCAGCACACACACAGGAAGAGGAGGCUUCAGCACAAGAGCUAUUUGAGGACCAUGACUCUCUUUCAGGGAGACGUCCAUGGCCAGAGGAAGGGAUAGGACAGUCUGUGACAGAGGAGACUAUCACACCCUCUGACAUAGCUCUUAGCUCCGUAGAGACAGGAGAGUCCGAGACUAGGCCGGAUAGUGAGAGUUUAGGCUCUGUGCCGGGAGAGAAACAGGAACAGACUGGCACAGUCCUGACUAUACAGAUCAACCCAGAGCAAGGAUCCAGCUCUACGGACUAUGAGGAGGAGGAGGAGGAGGAGCAGACAGAACAGAUAGGACAGUCAGAGGGGAGGGAACAGUCGGACAGUGAGGAGGAAUCAGUGAUGAUAGAACUCUUAGAGCACCUGCCUGAGCCAGCUGAACUGAAAGAACAGUCAGAACUCUCAGAGAAGUCUGAACACAGUGGGCAGUCUGAGCCUAAUCACACAGAACAGAGUGAAUACGGGAACAAUAACGAGACAGAGCAGCCAGAAGACUCUGAGAAACUUGUAGAGUCCGACCAGGUAGAGCAUUCAAAUCAGUCAGGGGACGAAGACCAGCAAACUGAAGAGGCCCAUUUACAACAGGCAGAACAGUCAGAAGUGACAGACCAGUCAGAACAAUCAAAAGAAUCAGAGCAGACGCAACAGCCAGAACAGACCGAAUGUUUAGAAUCAAAACAGAUGCAACAUUCUGAGCAAACUAUGCACUCCGAGCGGACAGACUUUUCAGUGCAGGCAGAACCACAGACAGAACCAUCACAGCAGAUGGAACACUCUGAAGAUUCUGAGCAGUCAAAACAAUCAGGGGAGAUGGAGCAGACGGAGCAGUCAGAGCAGACCGAGCAGACAGACAAACCAAUACAUUCAAAGCAGUUAGAAGAAUUACUUUUCCUUUGCACAGAGGAGCUUGAACAGACAGAACAGUCAGACCAGACAGAAGACCAGAAACACUCAGGGGCUGAACAGCCAGCGCAGACUGCACUGACUGAGUCGACAGAAGAGCUUGAGCAGACAGAGCAUGUAGAACAAUUGGAACAGAACGUUUGUACAGAGGAUUCAUGUUUGCCGUCCAGGGAAGGAAGUGGAGAGCAACUGGAGUCUCAGGUACAGCAGACGGAGGCCUCAGAACCAGUGAUCGUCCAUAUGAAUGGUGGAGGUUUGGACAGGGAGAGGGCCUGCAGGCUGGCUGAAAGACUCUACAGGCUGGAUGGGAUCUACAAGACAGAUGUGGUCAAACACCUGGACAAAGACAAUGACUUUAGCCGAGCCGUUGGGGAGGAGUACCUUAAGUUCUUUGACUUCACCGGUCAGAGACUGGACCAAGGCCUGAGGUCUUUCCUGAGGGUGGUGGUGCUUAUCGGUGAGACCCAGGAAAGAGAACGGGUGCUGCAGCAUUUCUCCUGUCGAUUCCAGCAAUGCAACCCUCACACCUUCUCCUCUUCCGGAGAAGUACUCACACUCACCUGUUCUGUGAUGCUCCUGAACUCUGAUCUGCAUGGACAGAAUGUGGGCAAACCCAUGUCUGUGUCCAGCUUCGUGUCCAACCUGGAUGGGAUGAAUGAGGGUGAGAGCUUCAGUAAGGAGCUGUUGAAGGCUCUCUACAACUCCAUUAAGAACGAGCCUCUGGAAUGGGCAGUUGAUGAGAAGGAACUGAAGAGCUCCAUGUUGUUGGCGGAGGAUGCUAAAGAGGACGCACCCCUGCGCUCCAAGAGCAACCCGUUCCAAGAUGUGCCGCAUGACAAGAAGGCCACAGUGUUCAAACAGAGCUUCCUCAAACGCAAGGCCCACGCUGACAUCGAUGGCAAACGCACUCCUUGGGGGAAGAGAAGCUGGAAGAUCUUCUAUGGAGUGCUGAAGGGAAUGGUCCUCUACUUGCAGAAGGAUGAGUAUACGAUGGAGUGGCAGAGUACAGAGGAGGUGGUCAGUGUGCACCAUGCCCUGGCAGAGCAGGCAGCAGACUACACUAAGAGACCACACGUCUUCCGCCUGCAGACCGCUGACUGGAGGGUUUUCCUCUUUCAGGCCUCCUCCACAGCAGAGAUGAUUUCAUGGAUCAGCCGUAUCAACCUGGUGUCAGCCCUACACUCCUCUCCUCCCUUCCCUGCUGCCGUGGGUUCUCAGAGGAAGUUCUGCAGACCCAUCCUGCCAGCCUCGCAGUCUGCACACACACUGGAGAGACAGCUGCAGUCCCAUGCAGGCAUGCUGGAGUCCUUCCAGGAAGACCUGGCCUACCUGCAGCAGAGUCUCCCUGAAGGGCGCAGGGCCAAAGCCAAGGAGAUGGAUGAACACCGAGUCAGAGAGGAGUACCUGCAGCAUGAGAAAUGUCGCUACGAGGCCUACAUCCAGAUGCUGGAGGUCUGGAAGGGUUUGAACCAGUCAACCGAGACUGAGGUGGGAACCAGUGAGCUCGACCUGUUUGACAGAGCUGUGUGUAAGGACACAGUGGAUGAGGAGGGGGAGGAGGGAACCCUGAAGAAGUCCCACUCCAGCCCCUCCCUGGAUCUGGAGAUGGCCUCGCAACCCGUGGUCAAAGUUAAACGCAACAUCUCGGAGAGACGGACCUAUCGCAAGAUCAUCAUACCGAGACGCAACCAGGACAUAUGAGGGCAGGUGUCCAAAAGUGUGGGGACACAUUGAACUCUGACAUGACUUUUCAAUGGCUUUUUUUAGGACAGGGACAAUGUGUUACUUCCAAGGACAGUCCUUUUUAAGUUUUCAUUUUCAGCUUGCACUUAUUCAGCAAGAAGGCAAAGGUCAAUAAAACAGAAUGCAUCCCUCAA
Molecule: messenger RNA, 3749 nt
Organism: Oncorhynchus masou masou (cherry salmon)
Lineage: Eukaryota; Metazoa; Chordata; Actinopteri; Salmoniformes; Salmonidae
Product: PH and SEC7 domain-containing protein 1-like
Exons: 14
Coding region: 376-3573 (1065 amino acids)
Biological process (GO): regulation of ARF protein signal transduction
Molecular function (GO): protein binding; guanyl-nucleotide exchange factor activity; phospholipid binding
Source: RefSeq, a predicted model, not a curated record